This is a messenger RNA of Protopterus annectens (West African lungfish), 1029 nucleotides long. Its product is annotated as ribonuclease Oy-like. The transcript is spliced from 10 exons. Gene Ontology annotation, molecular function: RNA binding; ribonuclease T2 activity. The coding region runs from base 85 to 873 and encodes 262 amino acids. The record is from RefSeq and is a predicted model, not a curated record. Gene Ontology annotation, cellular component: extracellular region. Gene Ontology annotation, biological process: RNA catabolic process. Lineage: Eukaryota; Metazoa; Chordata; Ceratodontiformes; Protopteridae.
UGAUUACUUUAUAAUGUUUGCACAUACGACUCAUAUAUUCAGUGACUAGCAUAACCAGGCAGAUGCAAAGAAGACGUCAGAAUUAUGGCUGCCUCAAGCAUUAUUAACCAAGUGAUGAAGUGUGCCUUAUUUGGAGUAGUUUUGGUCGUCUAUACUAAUACAACUGCUAGGUUAAGUCAGACAGAAGCAAUGGAACUGAAUGAAGGAAAGAAGAAAAACUGUAGUUGGACUUGCUUAACAUUUGCUCAGAUGUGGCCAGGAUCCUUUUGCAUGAAUUUACAACACCAUUUGAAAUGUAACAUUCCAGACUCAGUGGACACUUGGACAAUUCAUGGACUUUGGCCUUCACAUUGUGAGAAAUGCUGUACCUGCUGGCAUUUGUUCAAGUCAGAUCUUGAGGACCUGAAGCCACAGCUCUUAAAGUACUGGCCCACACUAAUCAACAGAAGCAGUUUCAGCUUUUGGGAGACGGAAUGGACUAGACAUGGCACAUGUGCUGCAUGCAAUGAAACUAUGAACUCCCCAGCCAAAUACUUUGGAAUGGGCCUCAAGCUAUGGAAUAGCUACAAUAUCGAUAGUUUGUUUUCCAAAGCUGGAAUUGUGCCUUCCUGUGAUCAGGCAUAUCAGCUGAGUAAUAUCUCUUCUGCUCUGAAGUCAGUUAUGGGCGAGGAUCAUGAACUACAGUGCUUACGUAAUUCUGAGAAUCAGCAAUUUUUAGUACAAAUCAAAGUUACACUGUUUAAAAAUUUCAGUUCUGGCUGCAAGAAGACACAGGAAGAUUCAGAGUUUUUCUAUUACAAGCCAUGUGAUUAUAACAAAGAAGUCUAUUUUGUUCCUAUCGAUCGAGAAAAGCCUGAAGAUCCUUGUUCCUGAAAUACAGCAUUGAUUUGUUCUUUCAAAGACAUAAAUAAAACAUUUUGGUGCUUGCUUUUUUACUUACAAAAUACAGAGCUUAAUCACUAUACAUAUGUUAUGAAUGGUAGUUCUACUGGAAAAUAAAUCUCUUUACCAGUAUUCCAAACAAAAUAA